Seriola dumerili (greater amberjack) is the source of this 3269-nucleotide messenger RNA. It is a transcript of the gene pip4k2ca, whose product is annotated as phosphatidylinositol-5-phosphate 4-kinase type 2 gamma. NCBI's taxonomy places the organism in Eukaryota, Metazoa, Chordata, Actinopteri, Carangiformes, Carangidae. The transcript has 10 exons. The record is from RefSeq and is a predicted model, not a curated record. The coding region runs from base 248 to 1501 and encodes 417 amino acids. Gene Ontology annotation, biological process: phosphatidylinositol metabolic process. Gene Ontology annotation, molecular function: phosphatidylinositol kinase activity.
UGUCAGUAGGAAUAUGGCGUGGACGUCGUCGGGUAAUGAUUCAGCUCGGUAGUUUAAACGUUAAUUUAGAGUCGGCGUAACACAGUCAGAGUUUGACGGUUGACCUUUGGCUGUCGGCGCCGUGUCGGUGUGAGAGACCCGGGGGAGGCGCAGUGAGAGUUUAGCUCAGCCCUCAGGAGGAAGUGUCACCGCCUGCACCAGCGCUCUCAGUCUCUUAGUGGGGGACGAAGAGAGCCUGUCUACGGUCAUGGCUGCCCUCGGGAACUCGGGGGCCACCUCCAGUCCUAUGGUGAUCCUGGCGCCGAAGACAAAAACGAAAAAGAAACAUUUUGUGCAGCAGAAGGUUAAGGUGUUUCGGGCCAGCGACCCUGUCCUGAGUGUCUUCAUGUGGGGCGUCAACCACUCGAUCAAUGAUCUCAACCAGGUGCCUGUUCCUGUCAUGCUGCUGCCUGAUGACUUCAAGGCCAACACUAAGAUCAAAGUCAACAACCACCUUUUCAACAAAGAAAACCUUCCUGGACAUUUCAAGUUCAAGGAGUACUGUCCUCAGGUCUUUCGAAAUCUAAGGGAACGCUUUGGUAUUGAGGAUCUGGACUAUCAGGUGUCGUUGACUCGCAGCCCCCCACUGAGGAGUGGAGACGACCAGGGUGAGGGUCUGCUCCUCAACUCCUACGACCGAACGCUCGUCAUCAAGCAAAUCUCCAGCGAGGAUGUUGCAGACAUGCACAGCAUCCUGUCUGAGUAUCACCAGCACAUAGUCAAGUGUCAUGGAAGCACCCUGCUGCCGCAGUUCCUGGGUAUGUACCGGGUGAGCGUGGACAGUGAGGAGACCUACCUGAUCGUAAUGAGGAACAUGUUUAGCCACAGACUGGUGGUACACAGGAAGUACGACCUGAAGGGGUCUCUGGUGGCUCGUGAAGCAAGUGACAAAGAACGGGUAAAAGAGCUUCCUACCUUCAAGGACAUGGACUUCAGGAACAACAUGCAGAAGGUUUACGUAACCGAGGAGCAGAAGGAGAAGUUCAUGGAGAAACUAAACAGAGAUGUGGAGUUUCUGGUGAAGCUGAAGAUCAUGGACUACAGCCUUCUGCUCGGCAUCCAUGACGUGGGCCGAGCUGAACGGGAGGAGGAGGAAGGAGAGGAGGUGUCCAACGAGGAAGAACAGGACGCAGAGAACGGUCUGGCCCUGGGCCCCGCGGCGGGUUCUUACGGCACCUCUCCAGAGGGAAUCGCUGGUUACAUGUCCUCCUGCAAACCUCUGGGGCCCGGAGAGUUCGACCCCUACGUGGACGUGUACGCGGUCGGGAGCUGUCCAGGAGCCCCUCAGAGGGAGGUCUACUUCAUGGGCCUGAUCGAUGUACUCACUCAGUACGACACCAAGAAGAAAGCUGCUCAUGCAGCAAAAACUGUCAAACACGGGGCUGGUGCUGAAAUCUCCACAGUCCACCCUGAGCAGUACGCCAAACGAUUUCGCGACUUCAUCUCAAACAUUUUUGCGUAACACUCAGCUGUGAACACUGCCACAAACUGAAUCUGACUGAGAGCUAAAAGUCAAUUUUAUCAUUGACCAAAAAUAGUAUGCACAUACAGAUCAUUAUUUAAAUUUGGUGAUCUGAGGCGAAACUACGUUCUUUCGUUGUAGCAAUAUAAUGUACUACUUCUGAUGCAUAUAUUUAUUUUUUAGAUUUAAGAUGUAUUUCUUAUAAAUAUUAAGCACUCUUAAUGGAAUAACUCUGGAGAAAUGGGGUACUUGGAAACAAACUGCUGUUGAUCAGUGUUCAUAGUGUUAGACCACAUCAGUAAUAGAUCAAAUAUGAAUAUAUUUCUUUUUUUUUCAAUUUGCUCUGGUUCCUCAGGCAUGAACUAAACAUAAAUGAGACAUAUUUGGAAAUGAGUUUACUCUCUUGUUGAGAGUUAGAUGAGAAGACUGAUACGACUCUCAUAUGUCUGUUAAAUAUGAAGCUAUAGCCAGGACAUGCUUAGCUUAGCUUAAAGACUUGAAACUGCUAGACUGGGUCUAUGUUCCAGCACUUCUAAUUAUAAAAUGAAUUCAUGGGAACUGAGACACUGCAGCUGGCAAAGAAAUGUGGGAAAUGACUCACUGUAAAAACGCAGUGUCUUGUAUUUAUAUGUUAGUUUUUGUACAGAUUAGAUUAAUCAGAUAUGACAUGUUAAUUAGUGAACUUUAAAUAGGGGGUGGCUGUAUUCCCCUGUUUCCAGUCUUUAUACUAAGCUAAGCUAACUGGCUGCUGAGAUAUGAGUGAUUAAAAGAAAAAUCCAUCGAUUGAGCUUCUCUAAAGUUUUUGGACUCACGAUGGACAUUAAAAAAAAAAAAAAAAUGAUGCUGAUGAUACAAAUUGAUGCAGCAUCUUUUUCAUAUUCUUCUUUCUGGUAGUCUAGACAGUGACCUUGUCUAGUAUAAUAUUAUUUAUCUAUUGAAGCAGGCCAUUUGAAUGUUUAGAGUGCCAAAUGUGUGGGAUCAAAGCUUUAUCAAAGCAGGAUUUGCACUUUGCAUACAAUUAAAUCAACUCUGCUGACAGAGCAGUUAAAUGAAACACAAUUUCAAUGCAUCAAAUAUUGUUUUCCACCAAAGUCUUUACUAAAUUUCUAAAAAAAAAAAAAAAAAUGUACAGAACAACCUUGCCAGUUGAAACAGUGAAUCUGUGUGUUUAAAUAGUAGAUUUUUGCCAGCCCUGCUUCUCGUGGCUACCACAGCCUGUAAAGACAACGUAGGGUGGCUGAGCUUGGAGCAUUUCCUUUACCCACAGAGCUGAACCUGCAUUAAUGAAGCGACUGAUUUUAGGAUCAGUCCUGCCUUUUUUUUUAUAAUAAAAUACAUCAUGUGUUGAUGUGUAAUUCGACAUCAAAACACCUCCUGAAAACGAGCCCAUCCAUCGUUAUUCUGGACAGACUCCUUUUGAACACGGUGUAGUGUUUUGUGCAUUGGAAUGGAAAACGUGCGCUAUGUGAAUCAUUGUCAUAGGAUAAGACUUAGAAAAAUAUAGCAAUAGAGCUAGGAACUGUUGUCAGUGUAUUGUAAUGAUUUAGUGAUAACCAGGGUACUGUGUUAAAUAUUUUGACCAUAACACUACAUUUAAGUAGCUCGUGCAGUUAGCCUUAACACAGUGAGAUGAUACAGCAUUCCUAAACACUGGCAAGGCAGCGUAGAUACAGUAGUACUCUGUGUGAUGCCUCAUCUACUCGAUGAUUGCACAUGUUGUAUUUUUGCAAAUCAGCUUUUGGACCAAAAUAUAUUUUACGAAGAAUUU